Melanaphis sacchari is the source of this 2474-nucleotide messenger RNA. It is a transcript of the gene BBS8, whose product is annotated as tetratricopeptide repeat protein 8. Lineage: Eukaryota; Metazoa; Arthropoda; Insecta; Hemiptera; Aphididae. The record is from RefSeq and is a predicted model, not a curated record. Gene Ontology annotation, cellular component: non-motile cilium; ciliary basal body; BBSome. Gene Ontology annotation, biological process: non-motile cilium assembly. Gene Ontology annotation, molecular function: protein binding. The transcript has 9 exons. The coding region runs from base 812 to 2323 and encodes 503 amino acids.
CCUACAAUUUACAAUUAGCCGUCGACAUUUUUAUUAGAUAUUUUCAUUUUGUGAAACAAAUCUGAUUAUCAUAACAUUCAUAACUAUGUAAUAAUGAUUAUUUAAUAGAUAGGUACUUUAAUAGUUAGAUAUGUAAUUUUACUAAUUUUAGAUUACCUAAUGUUCUGAAAACUGCAGAGACAUGAAUGGAGACACAAUUUGACAAUUUUAUCACAUUAUUAUCGUACUUAAUUGUAUCUCAUGCUUUAAUCUAAAAUACACUACAAAAAUUGUAAUCAUUUAUAGAGAAUUAAAUAUUAAUAUCGUUUUCUUUCGUUAACGAUAUAGAUAAAAUCCAUAUUUUAAAUAUCUACAAUACAUUGUGCCCUCGUUUUUAGUUUAAGUUUUAUAAUGUUUGAUAGUUACCUAUCACAUAAUCAUUAGUGAUCUAGUAUUUAAUGUAAUUCAUUUUAAAUGCUACUACAAUUCAUUGCGAGUUUGAAGUUAUGUGUUGUGUAUUUUUUAAAUUAUUUAUUUUGUUUUUCGUCGUGAUUUAAUGAAAUUAUAAUAAUUUUCAACUGGUUAUUGUCAUUUUUGUAAUCAUUUAAAAUCUCCACAAGAGCAUUGAAAAUAUCAAACUGUGAGGGCUGGUAAACUGUAAACUUAAUAACAAGGUGGGUAUGCUCUUGAACUCUGGCUUCAACUAGUAUAGUGAAAAACACUGCCUUUGCUCUCUCUCUAGCACUUUGUCAAUAAAUCAAACUAAAAAUUAAUAUAUUUCAAAAGACAACAAAGUUUGGUACUCAAAACUAGUAAUAAUUAUUUACCAACAAUGGACGACACUAAAGUGAUUGCGUCACUUGAUACUUUCUAUUCUGCAUGCAUGGAUUUGCGGAAACACAAUUACGACAGGUGCAUCGAGAACUGUACAAUAAUUUUAUCGAAAAACCCUUACGACCAGGCAACGUGGGCUCUAAAAAUGCGUGCAUUAACUGAACAACUGUCAAUUGAUGAUAUUGAAGCAGAAGAAGAAGGCAUUGCUGAUUCUUACUUUAACUCAGAUGCAAUAGCUGAAAAUGCUAGAGUAGGUACAUCUUUAAGGACAGCACAAGAUACUAGUAACCAAAGGCCUCGUACAGUUGGCGGAAGACCCUUAAGUGGCAUAGUUCGUCCAUCUACUUCAUCUGCUGGUGGCAAUAAUUUACAAUUGGCUUUGAAAACACCACGCACUGUCGGUUCCUCAAGACCAUUAACGUCUCAAUCAGCUAGAAAUAUACGCCUUGGUACUGCAUCAAUGGUCUCCCAAAUUGAUGGUCCUUUUAUUAAUAUAUCCCGAUUAAAUUUUCCUAAAUACGCAUCUGAUAAACAACUUUCAAAGUUGUUGUUCAACUACAUCUAUUAUCAACAAAAUGAUAUUAGAAAUGCAUUAGACUUUGCUGCUGAAGCAACUAAAUAUUGCAACUUUGAGGACCCUUGGUGGAAAGUGCAGUUGGGAAAAUGUUACGUAAUGUUAGGAUUAUUACGAGAUGGGGAAGCACAGUUUAGAUCUGCUUUACAACAUGGUCCUAAUAUUGAAGUAUUCUUACGCCUUUCACGAUUAUUCAUUCGCCUUGACCAGCCUUUAAGUUCAUUAGAUAUAUGCCAGAAAGCCAUGUCUUGGUUUCCGCAUGAAGUUACAUUACUUAUAGAAAUUGCUAGAAUAUUUGAAGGUCUAAAUAAUAUACCAAUGUCAGUUAAAUACUAUAGAGAUAUACUUGAAUUGGAUGCUACAGAUAUGGAAUCAAUUGCAUGUAUUGGAUUGCAUCAUUUUUAUUCUGAUCAGCCUGAGGUAGCCCUAAGAUAUUAUAGAAGACUGCUACAGAUGGGCUUAUACAAUGCUGAACUCUUUAAUAACCUAGGGCUAUGCUCAUUUUAUGCCCAACAAUUUGAUGUAGUUACUGCCUGUUUUGAAAACGCAUUAAGAUUAGCAUUGGAUGAUAAUGCAGCAGACAUCUGGUACAAUAUCAGCCAUGUGGCAAUUGGUUUUGGAGAUUUGGAUAUAGCUGAGCAUAGUUUGCAUUUAACAUUGUCUUUAAAUAGCUCCCAUGGUGCCGCUCUAAACAACUUGGCUGUAUUACAGUGGCGUAAAAAUAAUGUGUCCCAGGCUGAAUCCUUGUUGAACUCCGCAAUAGCAGCUGAAGAUCACCUUUAUGAACCACAUUAUAACAGAGCUUUAUUAGCUCAAGAGGAAGGUGAUCACCAAACAAGUUAUGCUAUGGUAAAGAAGUCGCUUUCAAUAUAUCCUAAUCAUUACAACUCUAGAGAUAUUUUAAACGAAUUAAAAAAAUAUUUUUCUAGUCUUUAAAAAUGAUUAGUUUAGUCUAUAAUUUAUUAAUUGUAUAGUUGUAUCUCUUGGUCAUAUCUUUAACAUGUAAUUAAGGAUGAUAUUAUAAUUAAAUAUUAUCUAUCAGGUAACAUUUUUUCUUUUUUACUUAUAAACAAACUGGUUGAAAUAA